AUGACUAUUCAUUUAAGAUCCACCAACACCUACUCAACAUUCACUAAAACUGAAAGUGCCUUAUUUGAGAAACCGAGAACUAUGACUAGAUGUUCUGCGCCAAGAGAAAUUAGUGUCAGUGAAGAAACAACGGAGAAAAGUGGAAUUAAAAGUCCCAAGUCGCCGAUCGAGAGCAAAAAACUAUCCAAGGUCCCACCGCUAUGCUGUAAGAAUGGAGAAGAGUGUAAAGUAGCCGGUAACUGUGUGUGCAAACCACCAAAACCAACAACUGGCCCAAAAGAAGAAACACCAACCAGCUCGAGGGAAACCUAUGAUGUUUUCCUUGGCGGAUCAUGUGGAACUACUGUGUGGAGACGGCAAUCGGUGAUUCCAUUUCUCAAGAAAAGAGGGAUCACUUAUUAUGACCCACAAAGAAGCUUCUGGAGUGAAAACAUGAUUUAUGAAGAGUCAAUUGCCAAAGAGAGCUCAUCACUGUUCUUGUUCGUCAUCGAUCCGGCAACUGUGAACGCCACCAGCUUCCUCGAGAUCGCUUACUUCGCCGCUCGCAAAUCCCCAAAACUCGUGGUUGUCUUCCUAGGAAAAACGGAAUGGGCUGAGAAAGCACACCCGGACGACUUGCCGGACCGAAACCGUACUUGCCAACUGCUGGACAAGAUUCUGGAUAGCCAUCAAGUACCAAUGCUUCAUACCAUUCCUGAUGCCUUGGAAUUCAUUGAAGAAGAGAUGCUCGGCAGACAGAGUCUAGCGGAAGCAAUGAGAUCCAAGAACAAUCGACUACCGUACCUCCAGAUCCGUGCAAGGAGAGCCGUACGAAACGUCAAGAACUUGGCAGCUCAGACAAUCAAAGUCUGCAAGUCGUACGCCACCAAAACCGUUGUCACCGGACUCAUCGACACAGCUGUUCUCAUUGCGAUGUCAUUCGCCUUCCCAGCACUCCCACUUUUCUACAUUCUGAUUCCACUUCUCAUGUUGAAUGUAGUCGUGUUUGGUGUAGUUCACAAAGUUCAAGUUCUUCGCAAGAAGUAUCCAAGAAUGAUUGCGGAUUCAUCGGCAGUUAUGUACCAGGCAACACCAGCGAUCCCAUCUCCAAGAGUGACCAUGAAAGCAACAAAUGUUAAUGGAACUAUUGCUUCCAAGUCUAUUGUCCGCCGGCGGUCUAAGCAAAACUUCGAGAAGUUCUUCCCAGAUGAUGGAGCUUCUAGCUUCAUUGUUCCAAGCUCUUUCUUGCCAAAACCUGAAACCAAAGUGAACAUUGACUGCUCUACUGUUGAGUUGUGCUCCAGCUCCCCUGACGACAACAGUUGGGUUCAAGAGUUAGCAGCGCCUACUUUAGAUGGCAAGGGCACCCCGUAUUCAUACGUGCUUGCUACUCCAAACUUCCAACUGGAUAGCCGCAUGAAUUGCCUCAGGACUUGGUUCCAUCAUCAUAAAAAAUUCUUCUACUACAUUCCAUCAACAACAACAUUCCUCUCGGGAAUGGUCGAGAUUGCGUACAUUCUUGGCCACACAAACUGGGAGGGAACCGUCUGUGUACCGUCCACAUCUCAGAUACUGGAGGGUCCUGAUGACAUGACAGAAGAUGAAAAAGAUCACGCGAGAGCCGCACGUCGUCGUCGCAACGAUUGCUAUCAAAUCGCAUUUUGCUAUUUAAAGGAUAUGGCAAAACGUCGCCAAUGUCGAGUCUUCACUGACAUCGGUGUCGCCGUCAAAGCCCUCGUCGACCCAGCAAUCCGUGGGGUCUAA
Molecule: messenger RNA, 1743 nt
Organism: Caenorhabditis remanei
Lineage: Eukaryota; Metazoa; Nematoda; Chromadorea; Rhabditida; Rhabditidae
Exons: 7
Coding region: 1-1743 (580 amino acids)
Cellular component (GO): plasma membrane
Source: RefSeq, a predicted model, not a curated record